This is a messenger RNA of Anopheles moucheti, 5115 nucleotides long. RefSeq lists its product as uncharacterized. Gene Ontology annotation, cellular component: nucleus. NCBI's taxonomy places the organism in Eukaryota, Metazoa, Arthropoda, Insecta, Diptera, Culicidae. Gene Ontology annotation, biological process: regulation of transcription by RNA polymerase II. Bases 392 to 4138 code for a protein of 1248 amino acids. The transcript is spliced from 10 exons. The record is from RefSeq and is a predicted model, not a curated record.
UCUUGCUCUUGCCGUUCUACCCCUUAGCGAAUGAAAAGCAUACGCAUCGUUCUGUGAUUGCCCCGGAGUUAUUAGUGCCGUGUAAAAAGCAGUUUCCCCACGAUAAACAUGCUACGGAGUGCUAGACUGGUGCAAAGACUAUCGGCCCAACUGGUCCGGAUGGCGUAAAACCGUGUGCCCCGCAGAAGGCUUGCGUAUCCUCGGUCUCUCGCGUGAGAAAGAUUCAUUCUAGUGGUAUUCGCGUAAAGUUGUGAUUUAUCGAAGCGAUCCUCGCGCGAUUAAUGUAUUAAAGAAGCAGAAUAAGAAAACGCAGAAGAAGAAAGGAACCGGGAAGGCAAAACUUCGAAUGUCCUAUUUACCACAGUGUAGCUUCAGCGCAUAAACGAUAACAAUGUCUGGCCACAAUCCGCCACACGGACGACUGGGACAACCGAACACUACGUGGAAUCCGUUACAGGUUCCGUCGUAUGUUCCCCGACAACCGCAGUUAGCACACAUGUCGAGCGAAAGAUCAAUGGCACGCUCUCCACUAACGUGGCCUACACCACCGACAACGCAUCAGGAUAAAGUGUACAAUUUAAUGGCCGGCAAUCUAAUGAAUAACCUUGAUAUGAAUCCACUAUUGCAAGGCUAUGGACGAAACGUCGGUAUGCCGCUGGGAUCGGUGGAUCUGACACUGUCGUCCGCCGCACGCAGCACACCUUCACCCAAAGGGGUCCACAACAAUAUUCAGACUGCUUCCACGAGUUCUUCACAUUCUUCGCAUACCUCGUCGUCAACGACAACCACACUGCCAUCAAACAUUCCCACCAGUGGCGUUCACAGCAUGGCCGGAGAUAGUGGGCUUUCGGGAAGCAAUCACCAAGCGCGACCCUCUGGCACCUUGGCUAACGUUGUACCGGCUUCGGGCGGUGUAAUUCAGUCGACCAACGUAGCAGCACUGAAAGAACGCAUGCAAGGACCCGGUGGCUCCAGUAUGGCACCUAGUGGGCCGGGUAGCACAUCAAAUAACUUUGGAAUGAUGAAUACAAUCAACGACAGUAGUAAUGCCACGAUCGGCACUAGUAUGGUACGUGGAGGCAAUGGUUUCGGAACCGGGUUGAGCAAUCGCACUGCGAGCGACCUUGCAGCGCUCGUUACCGGUGGUCUAUUGGUGAAGGAUGCGAAGCAAAUCAACAGCGAAAUGGAUAGUAAAAAUGGUCGCGAUUGUUUUUCGCACCUUACGGACUCGGCCGAUCUGGUGAAAGAGUUCGUCUUGCAAACGAUGCAUUGCAACGCGUUAUCGGUUUCACCAAAGCGAACAUCUCCAGCAAGAUCAUCGGUGCAGACGGCUUUAAGCCCGAACAGAAGUCGAAGUCCACCGUUAAACUUAUUGAUUGGACCGUCCGCUAUUGACGGUAAGCUCGGUGUAGAUUGUUUAAACAGCGCGUUUCCCCUGCCGAACAACAACACUGCAGUGCCAUCACUGAGUUCUGAUUCUUCUGCACCUGCUCCAACACUGGAGGGGACGGAUAUUGGCACCGUUACGGCUAGAGCGAUUGGUACAUUGCUGGCCGGGACUGGUAGCGAACUGACCACCGGUACCUCGAUACCUUGUCCAAUCAAUCCUUCCGCCUCACCGACAGGGAACAGUAUGGCCUCGAGUGAAGAUUCGGUCGAUUCGUCCAACAGCAGGAGUAACAACACGCGAAGAAGAAGAAAGCCGGAAAAAACCAACAAAAUGAAUGCGGUGUUCCCGCUCGAGGAUGGAAAGUCACUUUUCCCUGUUGCAAAAGCCGUGGACGGAGGGAUGACGGGAAUGGAAGAAUUGGACAGUUUGCGUACUAAUCACGCGGCACGAAACGAUAUUACUGCACUAGCGAUCGAAGGUAUUAAUGCGCUCAGCCACGGCCUGUCCGGGACACAGUGCGAUCUCAGUCAAGGUGCACCGCUGGUCAGCAUGUCGGAGAAUAAUGCUCGGGAAGCGAGCGCCAUGCACACACCGCACGAUAUCUUUCUGCCGCACCAUACGCAACGAAAGCCCCCAACGGAAACGACUCAAGAUCAGCAAAAGCUACUAGAAACCCUUAUCCAAAGCAAUAUGAACAACAAUGGGACAGCACCAUCCGCAGCAUCGAAUAGUUCCAUCGUUCCGAGGACUGCGGAAGAUAGCAUUGCGUUGCAAAAGCAGCACGCAGCGAACGAUUGUGAAACGAUCGAUAAAAUUGCUGCCAUGGUAGCGUCUACGAAUGCGCUGGCGAGAAAGUUUUGCCUAGACAAAGUGACGGAACCGACGAACGAUAAUGGUAUCGUAGGGUCGAUGGCAAACACGCCGGAGAUGAACUGUAAUGGACCUGCGCCGCUCCAAAAGAACACACAGCUAGAGGAGAAAAAUGGCCGAAAGGCGGAGAAAAAAGCAAAUGCUUCGGACAGCAGCUAUGAGGAGGUUGAAAAUAAGCUUGAGGAAAUGUUUGCGGGCAUUGAAGAGCAGCCGGGGAAUUGUGUCGUUUCGGGCGUACAGAAAGAAUUGUCAGACGCUAGUGAUAACCAUGAGAACGUUGGAAGCUUACCAUCGUCGAUCGGACGCGAUCAUGCGACGGAUGUUCCAGACGGUGACGUGAUGAAACAGCUGUCGAAUGAUUUAUUAUUGGCAGAUCGGGCGAGUGAAAUUCCGGGCAGUUCCAGCAAUGGUAGCGGGAAGAAACCACUAACUCCAGCACAAAAGCGUGGCAUCGGUAGCAAAGCGAUCGCACAGCCGGUGGGAGAAAUGAUCUCAAGUACACCGGUGGCGAAACGUAAACGCGGACCGAAGAAGAAAUCAAACGCACACAGCAAACCCGCCAUCAGUCCGUUCAUGGAACCGGCAGGACCCGCAAUGUUGGGUCUAAAGUCGUUGAACAACAAAAAGAAAGGAAAGAACAAGAAAGCAGCUGCCGGCGGUACGGGUAAGAAAGGUAAAGCGACAAAAGGGAAGGCCGGAAGCAAGUCCGAUGAGCGGGAAACGUCAGCGAGUGCGGCAUGGUCUGCAGGAGCUGCUGCUAGUAUAGAGGCGAACGGGAAGUAUAAGGGACCUUACGUUCAGGUCAGGUCGGACGGAUGCCACACCGUCAUCAAUACGCCGCUCAACGAAGAGGACAGCGAGAAGACCCAGAACAAGACGAAAAAGUUCAGCAACAGUCUCAACAGUUCGGAGCGAAGUAAAAUUCGUGGCCUGCACGUAAGCACACUCAGCACCAAAUACGAUGCGGACACGACGGAUACGAGCUGGAUGUGUGUGUUUUGCAAAACCGGCCCGCACAAAUUUCGGCUCGGGGAUCUAUUUGGUCCGUAUAUAAUAAGCACCGGUUCCAGCGAGUUCGAACAGAGCCAGGUCGAUGUGGAUUAUUUUAGUGUGCGUCGAACGCGUGACGAUCUUGAAUCGAACCAAGCGAAGCAAAAGCGUACUGUCGAGAAGCUGAAAGAGCAGCAACAAUGCGGUACGAAAAGUAAAAAACGGAAAAACGCAACAGGAGCUGCUGUGAACGUCGGUCUGAUACCCAUGCCAGGACCCAGCAACGUAAAAGAGCUGGCACUGAAGGAGGAGAAAUGCGACGAUACCCUCGGUACGGAACAGCAAACAUCGACAGAGAUUUUUUACGGCAUGAUUAAAGCAAGUGAUAACACGUACGAGGUAUGGACGCACGAGGACUGCUUAGUGUGGGCCCCUGGUGUUUAUAUGGUAGGGACGCGCAUCGUCGGUCUGGAGGCGGCCAUCUGGAACUGCUGUCGGCACCAGUGCCAGCUGUGCCGAAACUAUGGUGCUGUGCUGAGCUGUCUGCAUCAGGGCUGUCACGCAAAGGCGCACUACAUUUGUGCGCACAAACAGAGCUGGAAGAUGACUGAAGAUUUCCAAUCGUUUUGUCAACUGCACGCCGCUCCGAAGGAACCUAGCGAUGGUGGUGAGGUGGCCUCGGUCAGUAGGGAGGUUGCUUCCGCACCAACGCUAGCAGCGACGAAGCAGCUGAAGAAGGAAGGCAAGGCAGAUGGACAGAACCAACAUUAUUACGAACGACGAAUCUCUCAACAAUCCAUUAACAGCAGGUUCGGCACAGUAUGGAACAGUUCAAUAUCAAUGGUGUAUAUAGUCAGUUCCUCGAACAACACUAGCCAGUUCAGUUAAACGAUAAAGUUUCAACCGCAUCCUUAGUAAGUGUAUCUUUUGGGCGGGCUAGCAAAACAUUUAAUUUCUUCCGGUUUCCGGGAACGGGAAACAGAUGCAAAUUUUAAACCUUCUCCACUAGCGACGAAGCUGGUAGGCAACGUGUUUGGCUUAUUAAACUAUAAAUAUAUAUAAAUAUAUAUAUAUACAUUUAAAAAUGCACGUAAGAUGGAAACAAUGUUUUAGUUUAAUGUAACCGUAUAGGAAAAGCCCAUCUCUUUAGACGUCGCGCCAUGGUUCUUAUACAAAGAUAUUUUUGUAUUUGGAGAUGUAAUGAGCAAAUCGAAACACUACGUAGCGUCAUGACAAACAUUUUAUUCUUAAACGAGCCAUAGUUUACUUCGAAUUAGUGUACGGUUUAAGCAAACAGUGGACAGGUUUUGUACUAUAGGGAGGGGGCGAGAGCUAGACGAUAAGAUAUUCCACCUUGUGUGCAUCAUGGCGUAAUUGUAACGAACAAAAAUGGAUAAAAACAAAAACAAAACAAAACAAAACAAAACAUGGCCGACACCGUCGAACGUGCAAACGCUCGAUCCACUCACAAUCACGCAACGAUCAUUGUUCCACAUUGUUCGGGCCAACGGUUCAGUAUGUUCCACCUUCACCGACGUACGCUACGUUUGGGGUAGGUCAGUACGGCGCUGGCGAACGAUAAUGUAAGUUGUAAAGACAAGUUCUGUUUAAAAUUUGUCGAAUGCAUGUGAUUUACCGUUUAAAAAAACAAGGAAACGAAGUGUAAAAAUAUGGAAAAAAAGAAAGUUAUUUAACAAAACAGAGACAUUGCAGUGGUAACAGCAAGCAAGAACACAGUACAGAGAUAGUAAAAUACAAAGAAAAUAAAAUAAAAAAAAAAUGAAACAGAUCAAAUUCUACUGUAGAAUACGUCGUUUUUGCAUUGAAAAAUCGAACAAAAUACUGAUAAUAAAACAAAGCAAGUU